CAAACCUCGGCUGCUUUCGUAGCGGACAUCAGGGUGCCCGACGCACUACGAAUCCCGUUGGGCCCUGUAAUACAGAACGUUUGCGGGCAAUUGGCCACCCUGCAGCCCCUGUAACUCAUGCGCUGUAAGGUUUGGAGCAAAAGCUCCACAGCCCGCGUCAUCGAUGAUGCGACGAUAAUUCCAGGAAACCUAAUGUUUAUUAUAAGAAAGACAAGGCCUCGCCUCAUUUUUGUCAUGAAAUUAUCCGAUUCUAUCUCCUCUAUCAGUACCUUAUACGAACAGCCUCAACUUUGAUUAUUUUUUUGCUAUACUUUACAAUUACUACUCCCACGCCAUGUAUAUCCAAAAACUUACCGCCGCCGGCCUUGCUCUCGCAAGCAUCGCAUCAUCUGGCGAUACCGUCUCCAAAGGCCACGUACUUGACUUCGCAGUAGAAAAGUGCAUCGACAGCGACGGAAACAUUCGCUGCACCAAGCCCUUCCCCGUCAAGGAAGGUUCAUGCUACCGGUUCGAGUGGUCGACGAACGGGGCGCUUGCCCACACGACAGUCGAGGUUAAAGACGCCGGGAGUGGCGAGAUUGUGUACUACCGCGAUACCAACGGCGAGUGGAAGCCUAAGAAGAACGAGAUUGUGUAUCUUGAUUUCAAGCCCAAGAUUUGGGGGCAGGGCAACGAGACUGUGGAAUAUGAGGUCAAGAAGUGCGAUAAGGAUGAUGAGCUGUAAUCGAGUCAUCUUGGACGAUUGAAAUAUCUUUUAAUAAUAAUAAUCUGCUGUAUCAGCAUUGAAUCUCGAAUACGCACAUUACUAGCCCGUUUAUGCGCAGAUGAAGCCGCGCCCAGUGAUGAACGUGAUGCUGCCUGUACAUAUUGUGGUAUAUCAAAGAUCUAUCCAAAGAGGCUCAAUACACACACCACAUCAUACCUAAUAAAACA
Molecule: messenger RNA, 933 nt
Organism: Trichoderma harzianum CBS 226.95
Lineage: Eukaryota; Fungi; Ascomycota; Sordariomycetes; Hypocreales; Hypocreaceae
Exons: 2
Coding region: 335-724 (129 amino acids)
Source: RefSeq, a predicted model, not a curated record